Sitophilus oryzae (rice weevil) is the source of this 712-nucleotide messenger RNA. Its product is annotated as endocuticle structural glycoprotein SgAbd-4-like. Gene Ontology annotation, cellular component: chitin-based extracellular matrix. The coding region runs from base 117 to 536 and encodes 139 amino acids. The transcript has 4 exons. Lineage: Eukaryota; Metazoa; Arthropoda; Insecta; Coleoptera; Curculionidae. The record is from RefSeq and is a predicted model, not a curated record. Gene Ontology annotation, molecular function: structural constituent of chitin-based larval cuticle.
GCAGAGAAAUUGACGUAUAAAAUACAUAGAGUAUAGAAAGUAGUGCAGUUAAAUUUUUGUUUUGUUUCACUGCGUUAACACAAAUUAUCCACGAUAAUUUGUGGUUUAGGUUUAAAAUGGAUUGGUUUAAGGUAGUAACAUUUGCAAGUUUAUUUGGUACAAUUUUGUGUGCACCCCAAGGAGCACCGGAAGAAAUCAAAAUUAUUAGCCAAACAAAUGAAAUUUUUCCAGAAGGCAACUAUGAAUGGAGUUUUGAAGCAGAAAAUGGAAUUAAAGCCGAAGAAAAGGGCAACUUGAAGAAAACAAAUGAUGCAGAAAAUCCGGAAGCUAUGGUUGCCCAAGGGUCUUAUUCAUAUACAGAUCCAGAAGGAAACCAGAUCUCACUAACGUAUACUGCAGAUGAUGAAGGUGGUUUUCAACCUCAAGGAAACCAUUUACCAACUGCACCACCGAUCCCGCCCAAUAUCCAGCGAGCUCUUGACUGGAUAGCAUCUCAGCCUUCUACGACCGAAAAAUCAAGAAGACGCAGAAGAUAAUAACAAAUAAAUACAACAACUUGCCAAAAAUACAAUAUUAAAUACUGCCGUUUUAAAUAAUGUGUUCAUUAUCUUUAUUUCUAUGUAUUUUUAUUAAUGAUUUACUAUGAAUCAUUUUUAGCCCCUGUUGUUAUUAAUAAUUAAUAUGUUUAAUAAAUAUAUACUCAUUUACAGUC